Messenger RNA from Daphnia magna, 3008 nucleotides. RefSeq names its product protein SMG8. Gene Ontology annotation, biological process: nuclear-transcribed mRNA catabolic process, nonsense-mediated decay. Bases 127 to 2679 code for a protein of 850 amino acids. The record is from RefSeq and is a predicted model, not a curated record. The transcript has 15 exons. Lineage: Eukaryota; Metazoa; Arthropoda; Branchiopoda; Diplostraca; Daphniidae.
UCUGCAGACGACAUUCAAGAGUUAUUAUAGUGCCAUUCGUUUUAUUGGGUGUCAAAACUCAACGAAACGUGUGCAGUGAGCAAACGAAGAAAAACAAACAUUACUUAUUAUAUUUGAAACAUCAACAUGCUUUACGGGAACAAAUUUCGUUUUCCAGACAAAAUAGACGAUAGGAUUUUUCCAACGGUUGAUCCAAAUGUUACAGUUGUAAGUUUCAUAGGAAAAACGAAUCUGGUAAACCAACUCCCCACAAAGAUUUCAUGCAUAAAUGAUUAUUUUAAGCACCCAAUCUUUCACAGCAGUAAAAUUAAUGAUGAGAGUUCAAUAGAGGGAUACUUUUGUUCAAAGAAAAAAAUCUUGUUUCUUUAUUGCUACAACAUCUAUGAUACAAACACCUUAGUAAUGCUUGAUAAACAUGAAGACACUUUGUUUGAGAAGGGAUUUCUUCACUAUUUCUCCAACUUGAGAGAUACCUCUACAAGACAUCUUUUAUUUCUUUUUCUUGUUUCCCAUAUCUGUGUUGUAACAAAUGCUAGUUCUAGUUUUGAUUUGAACUACAUCCAACUAUUUAAAACAUUGGACAGUGUUCGAACAAAAUUGCAGGGUAGUGUUGCUGAAGUGCUAAAAACUGUUCCUGGUUUACCUAAGGACUGGUUGACGCUUGGUAGACUUUGUUCUCCGCGUGUGCUCUUCUACUUUGAACAGAGACCACCAGUUCUGGAUGAAAAUUUGAAAUCCCUGCAACAUUUGAUGGAAGAUCAAAUAUAUCGGUUACUAAGAAAAUGCCGCGUGAUAACUAAUGUUUGCACCAAUUCCUUAUUUGCAAUUCCAAGCAAUCAAGAAUUUGUCUUUUUCAAACCAAAGCAGCAAGACAGAUUCACGUUUUUAUUGGAGUUGCUAAAUGAUACGUUCGAAAUCGGAAAUGAAAGCCCAAACGACUUUCGUGAAUUUCUGAGCCAACAUAUAACUUUGGCACAAACUGAAGGGUUUUCUGACAACGUGGGCAGGCAUGUUGGCCCGAGUAUUUUUGUGCUUCCUCCGGCAAGAGUGUGGUUUGACGCCGCCUUUAAGUUGUUUGACUUCUUCACCAAUAGUACAGCCAAUGGUUUAAAAGGUUUCCAGCUAUUGCGUUCCAUCUUGGAUGUUGAAGGACAAUUCAGCGAAGCUCGUUGUUUAAAAGUUCUUCCUUUGGCUCUAGCAGCAUACCAAGAGAACUUACCUUCACAUUAUAGCUCGCAAUAUCACGAAAACAAGAAAACGCAAGCUAAAGCGUUACUGUCUAGUCAUGGAAGAGGUCCAGCCGUGCAAAAGUUUCUUGGUCGUUUGGACACUGAGUGUGACCGGUUUUGGCGUAACGGACGGCGUAUGUGCGAAUUUCCCAGCAUCAUUGGUAAUCCUUGCAUUCAGCCUGUACACAGAGUACAUGCCGAAGAAAGCAGCGAUAGCAAGCUGCCUGUUCUUCCGCAUAUGAGUGGUGUACGGUAUGUCUCUGCAUGCUCGUGUGGAAGACGCCAGGCAAACAGAGAAGAUCCAUAUGAUGUCGAAUAUGCUAAUUCCGGUUUUUACCGCCUGAUUGAAGAGGAGUGUUGUGGCCGGCUUCGUCAUGUUACGUUUCCAAUAUUCAAACCCAGCAGCGACCAUUUUGAACCAGCCAACUUGAAAGGAGCCUCAAAAUCAAUGCACUUUGCGAGAGAUGUUGAAAAAUUGAUUACGGGAACUGAGGAUUUAAGUCUUGGACCUGACGAAAAUGAGUUUCCUGCCUUGUCGGUUGAUCAUCUUAGUCAAGUUGCUGCUGACGACCAUGAAGAAUCCCAGACUUCCUUGGGGAAAGGAGAAGCAGCAGAGGCCAUUGAUGAAGAUAAUCUUAUGGAAAUAGCGGGAACUCACGAACUGCCUGCCGUGUCAACGCGGGACUUUUCAACGACCGAAUAUCUUCCAUGCAUGCUUCACGUGAACUCACCAUCCGGAAUCUUGCCGCGUUACUCCUCUUGGAGCCUUGUUUGCCUAGGAUCGUCUAGCUUGUAUUCACACAAUGCAGGGUUGUCAGAUCAGCCAGGUUUUCUUGCUGGUUCCGGAUUUCUUUUGCCAUGGGACAUUCCCGUACGUUUACAUCAUAACGAAUCAAAUGGACUAGAUGGUAGGCGGACACACAACCUUGGGUAUUCUGGCAAAGGCAAACGUGUUAAGCAAGGACAACAUGAGUUUACUGUAAAAAUAUUUAUUGGAGUCGAAUACGAGUGUCCAAGAGGACAUCGUUUCAUGAGUUCCUCACCUGGUAGAAUUUUAAAGGCUACUGGCGCGGGGCUGGUGAAAGAUUCUGCCCAACUUAUUACACAGAACGAUGUUCCUCUUUAUCUACCUUGUCCCUGCCCCUAUAAUCGCGGUGGCAAAGCUUUGAUUGCUCAGCUUAUGCGCCUUCAUGUAGUGACCCCGAAAGCCGCUGUACACGUUACAGUAGAUCCUAAAGUUCGACCGGCACCACCACCAUGCCCCGAAUUUGUCACUGGAUUUACAGAGCCCAUUCAACUGUCACCAAGUAGUUAUUGGAUCCUGCGUUUUCCUUAUGUUUAUGAAGAUGAAAAUCAGAUUUACACACAUCCUAAAGAAAACGCACGCGCAGCUCAACACGGCUACCUUUUGAAGGGAACAUGUGGAGUUAUGGAAUUAGCGAAUGAGUGAAGAAUAUUAAAUUUUGCCAUUUCUUUGAUUGUUUAUUGGUUGGCCAUUACUACGUCGAAAUAGCCUAUAGGCUUUUGUAGAUUUACUCAUCUAAUCAUCAUCAAGAUCGCUCGUUUAAUUUCAAACCGAAAUAAUAUUUUUUCAUAACUAUAUUUAUGUUUUUUAAAAUGAAAAACAAUCUGGAAAAGUCGGGCUUAUCUUUAAGCAAUGGUUAGCUGUUUUUUUCUUUCGUAAGGGAACCUUAUUAACGCAACAACCUUUAUCUUCCGUUUUCUACUUAAAUUAAAAUAACUACAAAUCCCAGGCAAAAAUAAACCUGAUUUUCGUAA